Molecule: messenger RNA, 1088 nt
Organism: Lutra lutra (Eurasian river otter)
Lineage: Eukaryota; Metazoa; Chordata; Mammalia; Carnivora; Mustelidae
Gene: OSTC
Product: oligosaccharyltransferase complex non-catalytic subunit
Exons: 4
Coding region: 81-530 (149 amino acids)
Cellular component (GO): oligosaccharyltransferase complex
Source: RefSeq, a predicted model, not a curated record
CGCGCGGGCGAGCGGGAGGGGCGGACCUGUUUCCGGGUGGCGCGUGGGGCUGGAGGUCGAGUGAAGCCCGUGCCGCCACCAUGGAGACUUUGUACCGCGUCCCGUUCUUAGUGCUCGAAUGCCCCAACCUGAAGCUGAAGAAGCCGCCCUGGGUGCAUAUGCCGUCGGCCAUGACGGUGUACGCUCUGGUGGUGGUGUCUUACUUCCUCAUCACCGGAGGAAUAAUUUAUGAUGUUAUUGUUGAACCUCCAAGUGUUGGUUCUAUGACCGAUGAACAUGGACAUCAGAGACCAGUGGCUUUCUUGGCCUACAGAGUAAAUGGACAAUAUAUUAUGGAAGGACUCGCAUCCAGCUUCCUGUUUACAAUGGGAGGUUUAGGUUUCAUAAUCUUGGACCGAUCGAAUGCACCAAACAUUCCAAAACUCAAUAGAUUUCUUCUUCUAUUCAUUGGAUUCGUCUGUGUCCUAUUGAGUUUUUUCAUGGCUAGAGUAUUCAUGAGAAUGAAACUGCCGGGCUAUCUGAUGGGUUAAAAAAAUGCCUUUUGAGAAGAAAUCAGUGGAUACUGGAUUUGCUCCUAUUAAUGAAGUUUUAAAGGCUGUACCAAUCCUCUGAUGUGAAAUACGGAAAAAGAGCGAAGCAGCAGUUAAAAGAAGCAUCUAGUGAAACUAGGAAGCAUAUUAAAGCUUGAACUAGAAUGUCUGCUUGGUAUCAAAGAGACAAGCUCAUCACAGUAUUUAUUCCUGCUGGCCUGUACUGACAUAUCAACGAUGUUAGGUGGCAUUUUCUUAGUUUUUCAUUUCUUAAAGAAAAUAAUUCUGUUUCUACAACUAUAAUGUUGAAUAAAGUGAUUAUUUUUUACAGCCCCCUUAACAUUUUUUGGAGAUGACAUUUUCUGACUUUCAAAAAUUAAUGUAAAAGCAGGAAGCAAGAGUCCAUGAGCUGAGAAUUCUGGACAGAUCAGCUUUAUGUGUGGUGCUUUGCCUUUAAACAGAGUGUGUGACAGCACAUUAUUCAGAUUUGUAUGCAGGACUGUUUCAUGCACAAUAAGAUGUAUGAAAGGAGCAGAAAUAAAUAAGUUUUCUAAUUAA